AGCGCGACGCCGACGUCGACGACGACGACGACGACGACAACAACGGGACGGUGGCAAACUCGAGUCGCUCGUCGAGGACGGACCGCCCGCGCCGUGUCGCGAUAGAGAAGAAAGCAGGAGAACGUCGCGGAACGACCGAACGCGAAUCGCGCGCCAUGAGGAUCGCGUGCGUCUUCUGGAUGCUGCUGUCGCCGUUGCUGGCCCUCAACCUGUCGGGCAGCAACGUGACCAGAGGCGGCAGCGCCAUCAAGAUCGGCUCCAGCGACAGGGGCACGAUCUCCAAGGGCUUGAGCGUGGGCAGGGGCAACUCGGGGGUUCGCAUCGGCGGGAGCAGGUUCUCGAAUUCCACGAGGCAGCGGCCAUUACCGACUACCACGACCACCACGACCAGCACGGUCGCGCCGCCGGAGCGCUUCACUUACGCGCCGCAGUCUUCUGUGGGGAACAAUUACAACAUCACCGGUCUCAAGGUGGGCAUGAUGGUGCCGUACAAGUCCUUCGGUGUGAGAGAAUACACCAGGGCGGUCACCACCGCCAUCAACGCGCUCCAGAGAAGCACGAGAGGUCCGCGGCUGGGACUCUUCCAGCGUUACGAUCUACAUGUGAAAAUAGCGAUGAAGGAGCUCACACCCAGUCCUAACGCGAUUUUAGACUCGCUUUGCAAGGAGUUCCUCUCAGUCAACGUGUCGGCCAUCUUAUAUCUUAUGAACUACGAGAAAUAUGGACGUAGUACGGCCAGCGCUCAAUACUUUCUCCAAUUGGCCGGUUACCUCGGAAUCCCCGUGAUUGCGUGGAACGCUGAUAACUCCGGGCUCGAAAGGCGGGCAUCGCAGAGCAGCCUGCAGCUGCAGCUGGCGCCGUCGUUGGAGCAUCAGACCGCGGCGAUGCUGAGCAUCCUGGAGAGGUACAAGUGGCAUCAGUUCAGCAUAGUCACCUCGCAGAUAGCUGGUCACGACGACUUCAUACAAGCGGUUAGAGAGAGAAUCUCCGAUAUGCAAGACACGUUCAAGUUUACCAUACUGAGCGCCAUUCUGGUCACCGAUCCACGGCACGACCUGCAGGAGCUGAUCAAGAGCGAGUCCAGGGUGAUGCUACUGUACUCGACCAGGGAGGAGGCCACCAGCAUUUUGAGCGCCGCGACCGAUCAAAAAAUUACCGGCGAGAAUUAUGUGUGGGUGGUCACGCAGAGCGUCAUCGAGAAUCUGCAGACUCCCAGCCAGUUUCCGGUUGGAAUGUUAGGCGUGCAUUUCGAUACAAGCAGCGAGAGCCUAGUAAGCGAAAUCACCACGGCAAUCAAGGUCUACGCUUACGGCGUCGAGGACUUCGUCAACGAUCCGAAAAAUGCGAAUCGCAGCCUGAACACUCAACUGAGCUGCGAGGUCGCCGGCGAGUCGCGCUGGAGCACGGGGGAUUUGUUUUUCAAAUACUUGAAAAACGUCUCCGUCGAGGGUGACCAAGGCAAGCCGAAUGUGGAGUUCACUCAAGACGGCGUGCUGAAGGCGGCGGAGUUGAAAAUUAUGAACCUCCGUCCGGGAGUUAGCAAGCAGCUCGUCUGGGAGGAGAUCGGUGUCUGGAAGUCCUGGGAGAAAGAGGGUCUGGACAUCAAGGACAUUGUUUGGCCGGGCAAUACCCACACGCCGCCACAGGGUGUACCGGAGAAGUUUUACCUCAAGAUAACCUUCCUGGAGGAGCCGCCCUACAUCAAUCUUGCACCGCCCGAUCCUGUGACCGGAAAAUGCCUGGUGGAUCGCGGCGUUCACUGUCGAGUGGCCAAGGACUCCGACAUGGGCGAGGUGGAUAUUCAAUCAGCCCUGAAGAAUGGGAGCUUUUAUCAGUGCUGCAGCGGAUUUUGCAUCGACUUGCUGCAGAAGUUCUCCGAAGAGAUCGGCUUCACUUACGAGCUCGUGAGGGUGGAGGACGGCAAGUGGGGUACUUUGGAGAAUGGGAAAUGGAACGGGCUCAUAGCCGAUCUGGUGAAUCGGAAGACCGACAUGGUAAUGACUUCGUUGACGAUCAACUCCGAACGGGAAGCGGUUGUCGAUUUCACCAUACCCUAUAUGGAGACCGGUAUCGCCAUUGUCGUAGCGAAGAGAACAGGCAUAAUAUCGCCCACCGCAUUUCUAGAACCGUUCGAUACGGCUUCGUGGAUGCUGGUGGUGAUUGUUGCGAUACACGCCGCGACCUUAAUGAUACUGCUCUUCGAAUGGGCAUCGCCUUCCGGUUUCGACAUGAAGGUAAACCCUUCAGGCGCUGCGCAGAAACUGAGAAACCCAUCGACAAAUCAUCGGUUCUCCUUCUGCCGCACGUACUGGCUGGUCUGGGCCGUAUUAUUUCAGGCUGCCGUCCAUAUCGACUCUCCCCGAGGAUUCACAGCCAGAUUUAUGACGAACGUCUGGGCGUUGUUCGCCGUGGUGUUCCUCGCCAUUUACACUGCCAAUCUGGCUGCCUUCAUGAUCACGCGGGAGGAGUUCCACGAGUUCACCGGCGUGGACGACCACAGGCUCGCCAGGCCGUUCUCGCACAAGCCGAUGUUCAAAUUCGGCACCAUACCGUGGAGCCACACGGAUAGCACGCUGGCCAGGUACUUCAAGGAAAUGCACGCCUACAUGCUGGCCUUCAACAAGAGCACCGUUGCGGAGGGUAUCGAGGCGGUGAUCUCCGGGGAAAUGGACGCGUUCAUUUACGACGGCACAGUUUUGGACUACUUGGUCUCCCAGGACGAGGAUUGCCGGUUGCUGACGGUCGGCUCCUGGUACGCCAUGACGGGCUACGGCAUCGCGUUCUCCCGGAACUCCAAGUACCUGCAAAUGUUCAACAAACGACUGUUGGAAUAUAGAGACAACGGAGAUCUGGAGCGAUUAAGGAGAUACUGGAUGACCGGAACGUGCAAGCCGGGCAAGGAAGUACAAAAGAGCAGCGAUCCGCUCGCUCUCGAGCAAUUCUUGAGCGCGUUUCUCCUGUUGAUGAUGGGAAUUCUCCUGGCGGCGGUCUUCCUAUUUCUGGAGUAUGUGUACUUCAAGUACAUCAGGCAACACCUCGCAAAAAGUGACGACGGCGGCACCUGCGCUCUUUUCAGUCUGAGCGUGGGGAAGUCCUUGACCUUCCGCGGCGCGGUGUACGAGACGCAGGAUAUUUUGAGGCACCACAGAUGCAAGGACCCGAUCUGCGACACCCACUUGUGGAAGGUCAAACACGAGCUCGACAUGGCCAAGAUCAGGAUACGGCAGCUCGAGAAGGAUCUCGAGGCCCACGGAAUAAAGCCGACCCAGACCAAGAGGAAAACCGGAAGUCUCGGCUGGUGGCGAAGAUGGUUCCAAAGCUCGGACCGCCACUCACAACCGGAGCCACUGGCGGUGGAGGCUCCGCAUCCGCUACCGCCGUACUUCGAUUCGUAUAUCGACGCCGUCGAGGUCGCCCGUCCGAGGGACAUGAGCAGAAACCACGUGGUCAGCACGGAAUACUUGCCCGAUAGGUUCUUGCCCACAGAGAUUUACAGGAUCCCGGACAACAACACGGCCAGGACGGAGAUCGCCGAGAUCGAGACAGUUCUGUGAUCGUAAGAGGAUCAGCUUCAGUGGUCCAGCCACGCGGCACCGGAAACGGAGGCGCGGAAGCGGACGCACUGGUGCGGCCACCAAGUCCCCGGAAACGGCGCGACCUAAAGGUCGUGUCGCGCUCCUGCCAUGAACAACGAGCCCCUCCCAUGCCACACAUCGACCUCUCGCUCGCCCGAAGACGCUGGAGCAUCCUCCCGACGCCGGCAUUGUCCUCUCGGCACUGUUUCCGUCUGGCGCGCGUACUCGCGCGAGGAGGAGGAACGCCUCAGUGGCUAUCGACGGUCGAGGGUCGAGCAGCGACCAAGAAAGAAGCCACAUGACUCGAAGAUCACCAUGACUCGAGAAAGUGCACUUGUUGACUUUUGCGUCACGUUCCCGAGAACGUCGCGUCCUCCGGCACACACCGGAAGCUGUGUAUCGGAACGAACGCACGCACGCGCACGCACGUUCAUUCGCUCGCUCGCUCGCUCGCUCGCUCGCUCGCCCUACCGAUAACGGUGAACGCUGCGAGGAAAGAACGUCGUAGACCCCUCUGAAUCUUCGAAGGGACACUCGAAGUCACCGGUUUCCGGUGCUCGAUGGGAUUCGAUGGGGUUUGGUAAAAGAGGAGAAAAAUGAUGAGAGAGGAAAGAGGAAAGAAAAAGUAACGCGCCGAAACGACGACCAAGUCGUCGGCCCGCGCGCUCACGUAAUUGUGUGCACGUGUAAAGAUUCUUUUCGAAAUUUCAAUUUGUGCCUAAAAUCGCCUGGACGCGACCCGCGAUCACGGAUCUGCGCGCCCGGAUAAUCGACCGGAGCCGAUACAAGCGCGUUGGGGUACGGCCGACGUAACAGUAAUCGAUCGACGAUAACAAAGCGAGAGCCAGAAUUGUUUCUGAGAAUAGAAGAAUGCUUGUUACGGAUUAUGCUUUGCGAUUCUUUUUGUGUUUAUCAAUCAUGCUUCAUGUAUUUUCGUUUCAUUAAAUCUCUUGCCUUCUUUCGGGAUAUCCGUGUGCGCUUUCGGUAAACGCGAAACGAUAAUUCACGCAUAAAAUUCCAGACGAAUUGUAAAAUAUAUGCUCCUUCCAGCUGAUUAUUUAUUUCAGCUUGCAGUUUUAUCCCGUGUUGUUUCAAAUUUUGAUCCCCUCUGAACUGUUCUUCUUUUAUUUGCUUGAAGAAAUCGUAGGAGAAAAUUCAACGAAGAUUAAUCGGGAAAGAUUCAAUGAGGUGUUGCGCGACGAUAGCUGGAACCAAGAUUACUCGCGGUAGGUAAAGGCACACAUUUAUUCAGGCACCAACAAUGCAAUAGAUAGUUAUGAAAUUCCUAAAUCUUUUAAGAAGAACGCGCACUCCACUUUGUACGAACUCGUGCCAGUUUCCAAAGUGUCGUACACAGCGAUCGUACAUGUCGACGCGCUGGUGAUCGACGUGUAACGAUGAGGAAAAUCUAAAAACUGAAAGAAACUUAAUCGAUAUCUUGGUGGAAAAUGUCAAUGUGUACCAUACGAAGUAACUAAACAUGAUAACUAUAAACAUAUGUGUCGGAUAAAAAAGUUAGUGUAAAUGAGAGGGGGAGAGAGAGAGAGAGAGAGAGAGAAGUCGGUAUGACUACAAAAAUAUAAUAUGACACGUAUACAUACAUAUACAUAUAUAUUUAAUAUUGUCAACAAUGAAAUAUUCUAAAGAAGAACAUACUUUGAGGACGUAAUAUGCUCAAACAAAAAAGUAAUAUACAAAUACAAGAUAAAUCGAGGCACAAUGCGCGUGCGUAUCGCGGAGUGUCAGGACUCGUUAUUUGAGAUCGAAAUGGGAUAAAGCUCAGAAGGAAGCAAAUAGCAGAAAAAAAAUAGACUGCGCGGGAGGCGUACCAGCGAAUCAAAAAAGAUCACAAACGAAGAAUUGGUGAAAAAGAGAGAGAGAAAAAAAAACACGAAACAACAUAAGAAAAUAUUUUAUAUCUACACUAUUACAUAUAACGGUGCCUGAAACUGAGAUUUAUAUCGAGUGUGCAGGAAAGCGCGAUCAAUCGACAGCACUUAUUAUUCGUGUAUGUUCCUCGGAUAUUUUGAGAACCUCUAUAUAGAUUUUUGUAGAUCGCGUGAAUGUUUAAUAUAUAUCGUUGGGAGAGAUGGCAGAAUAUUGUUGCUAUUCUCGGCACGACGUCCUGGCAAUCCGCAUCCGGAUGACGAUUAAACUCGAGAUUAAACGGACGGGAGAGCCCUCGAGCGAAGUCGAGUUUCUCGCGCGCAUCGGAAUCGAGAGAAUUAGCGUUAAGAUUUUAUGACUUUACGUCGCUGUACAUAAUCGCAUUGAUCCAUAUGAGCUGUAAAGUGCACUGCAGGCCACAGUGUUCCUUCCCGACAGAUUAGAUUACGAAACACCCUGUCGCGACGUUACAUGCAAGAUAAACUCAAGAAUUAUGACGACGACGACGACGACGACGAUGAUGCGUAGGGAACGUUCGGGAAAAGCGUGAGUCGUCAAAAAUUCUCGAGAAGCUGAAAUCUCUGGUCCCUUCGUUUAAUUCAAUUUAAAAACUCCGACGCGAGCGCAUAAUUUAUUUUGAAUAAAUACCCGUCACCGCAAACAUAACUUUUAUAGAAAUGUUAAUCGCACAGUGACAAGAGAGAGAUUGAAAUUCCUCGAUGACUCACGCGUUUCCCAAAUUUUCUGCACGUCAUUAUGCGAAUAAUUUACGUUAAUUACUUACCAGUGACCAGGUUUUAAAUUCCCGUGUACAUUUUCGCAAUGACACUCAUGACUGCGUAUGCGAAGAUUUCGUUAAGUUUUCGUCCGCUAAGCACCGCUUCUAUUGUACAAACUCGUGCUUUCUCCGGCUUGCACUGCAUGUUAACGUUGUCUACGUGUAACAAGACGAAGAAAGGAAGAAAGAGGAAGAAGAAGAAGAAGAAAAGGGACAAAAGUCGGAGCGUGCUUCGAGGUGACGAUGAUUUCACACCGGAAAUACGUCGAGAUAUCGCUCCCGAUAUUCACUCCAUCGGCAUCCCAUCCGCCCUUGCGUUCAAUCACCGAUUUUCCGUUCUCACAAUUAUCGUGCAACCUGCAUCGGGCGAGAUCCUCGUCCCCUUCUCGCUCCCCCCCUCCCUUACCCACUCCUCCUCCUCCUUCCCUCAAAGAAAUCGUCUCUCGGAGAAUUUUAAGAGAGAAAAUACGUUGCCGUCGAGAGAAACGUUGUUACUGUUGUUGUUAAAGAUAAAAGGAAGUGUUAUGUUAUUGAAUCGAGUGCGAGAGAGAGAUAAUUAUAACCCUGUGAGAGGAAUCCGUACGGCGUAUUUUCGAGUGCGUCGUGAUAAUAAUGGGGCCGGCAGGAUCGCUCGAGUCCUUUACGCGUGCUCGGAUAUUCGCGCAAAUCGUCGAGAAACGUUCCCGUGUGUUUGUACAUACACGCGAUCGUGCGUGCGCUGGAAAAGGAGAAAAAGAAAACGUCCAGGCUAAGAACUUUGCUUCUCUCUUUGUUUCCGAUCUCACCGGAGAGAAAUCGCGGGGACUGUGCGCGUCGAUCGAGCUUGCUCUCGCGUUAUCUCUCCCGUGAUUUCCCGUCUCUUCCUUCACUCGCUCGAUCUCGUCGAAACUUCUCACGCGGCUGCGUGUAAUCGUAAUUUAUAACGACCCUCCGUUAAUUCCCUGUGCUCAAUAAUAACGUCCAUGUUGUUCACAGUUUCCGCGUUACGCUUUCGCACGAGCGCUGAAAAUCUUCCAUUUCCAUUUCCACGAACACGUCGACGACUCUAUAUUCUCCCGCAUUUCCCCCCCCCCCUCCCCCCCUCUCUCUCUCUCUCUCUCUUUCUCUGAAGACGCAUGAAAGCGUGUCGGAGCCAUUCAGCGCCUGAAUCGUAUUUGAGUGCUCCGACUACACCGAUACUGCCAGCUUCAUUGCGUUGCUUAUAAUUCUAAUUAAACACCUAACAAGGUAACGCACCUCCUCGCGCGUUCAUUCAAGUCACCCUCGCGAGUGCAAAGCGCGGGCCGCUCGUUCUUACGUUCUCGCGCGGUGCGUGCGAAAUGAAUUCGGUUCCGUCGCGAACGGAAACUCCAAAUAAAAUGCGAGGGAAAUGCACGACGAUCAGGCUUCGAGGGGAAUUCUCGCGAGGCUUUCGGAUCGUCGUAAGAGCGCGCAUUCGUAUGCGGUGGUACUUUCCCCGUUCGCCUUUACGCGAAAGUCGUCAGCAGCAGUGUGCUCGUGAGCCUCGAUUACGUUGUUUCGCCCACUCGAGCGAUCGCGUUCUCCUCUUCCUCGCGAAGACAAAGUUUCUCCUGCGUUUCUCCUCCUCUUCUCUCUGCCCGCGUCCCCGUCAUUAACGUGUGCGCCCCAUCAUCCAGCAGCGGUGUCGCUCCAAAGUUGCACGCAAAUUGUCUCCUCCGCUGUCGCAAAACUGCAUGGAAAAAACAUUGGCCAGAUUAACGUAACAAUGAGCAUUAUGAAGGAAGCAAAGUUUCUUAAUCUUAUAAGCCGAAUUUGACUCACACGAAUAAAAAAUGCUGUUUCCUUCAACUCGAACGCGAUUAAUUCGGCCCUUAGAACUACGUAAAUCUGGCUUGAAUGCGUUCGAUUCGCUCAUCGCCACGUUGAUUCACCGAAUCCUUCGCGAAGCGAUUGCGCGAUCGAUUGGAUUCUUGGAUUAAUAAUGUUGAUGGCGACAAGUGUGUGCAUGUAUGUGUCGAUCGAUGUCAACGCGCGCACAUGCGUGCGCGAUGAAAAUAUCAACCUCCUCCUACGGAGAAAUUGUAAAGUAUCAUCAACACGUUCUUUGUCACUUCCUCGAGCAUAAGUUCGUAGAUCGGAGUGUAAUCAUCAACGUGUGUCGAUCAACGUGAUCCAUCGACGAAAUGGCGGACGCGCGCGUCACGGUUUGAUCGAUUUGUUUUAUAAGUGAGUAUAUUCUGUACUUAUAUAUACCGCUGGCCUUUUGUGUCGAAAGUGAUGUCGAAGCCAGGAGUCCAGAGCUACGUGCCGUUACCGAUUACACUGCCCAACUUCGAGCUGAUCCUUCCGUCGACGUCGAAGUAACGCGGUGUGCGAGCAGAAAACGAAAUCGACCGCGGGAUCGUGCUACGAAUUGAUUCGCAUUUGUCGGACGUAGAAUCCCUUCCUCCCCCCUCUCCAUUUCACCAUGAGUCACCAUCGAAGGUAGCGAACGUGGCGAACAGCAACUUCGGACUCCGCGCGAAAAUAGCGCAAGCUCUAUGUUUCUUGCGACUUGUGCGACUCGCGCUGCUCCGAGUCGAGCCAUAAGAUGAAUGUUCCAAUCACUGACAUCGUCCGAGUUUGUAACGAACAAACGAAGCUAAACUGUGUCGUGUCACUAAACGAUGUUUCAGUCGUUUCUGAGGAAAUAUCGUAAAUAAAUCAGAAUCUCUUUCCAUAAAUUCGGAAAAUGUGGCGCACUGCACCAGAUAGAUAUUCCAGCUCUCCGAUAAAAUAAACUCUGCGUAUUUAACUUAACACUUGUGCCAUCUAAUUUACAAAUUUAUUUUCACGCGAGAUUGUUUGGUCACUGAUUAGGAUAUUCGUCUUGAGACUGAGUUCGAUCGCAUUAGCGGGAGUAACAUUGCGAUUCACGGCGGUAUCAUCAGUAUCAUCCGAUGCACGAGAAGGUGACUUGUUCAUUAAUUGCAAUUACGUAACGCAUGACAGUCUCAUUGUGGUCGUCGACCAAUCGUUCGCUCGUUAAAGCGCGUAUCAUCGUAGUGCAACGUUAGUUCUAUUGCAAUCUCAGCUUGCUCUCAGCCCCUUAGCGCGCGUGAUCAUGCAUCGUAAUCUGCGGCUUUGCCGAGCGUUCCAUCGCGUCGAAUAAACGCGGCCGAAACCGAUCGAGAAUCGACGACCGUUUUGAUUUGUAAAGGUGUAAAAGUCGUCUUGCAAACAUGUAAGCGACAGGGAUGACAGCGUGGAUAAAAUCCAUCGUUGACGAUGACUCGCCAGUCGUAGAAAGAGAGAGAGAGAGAGAGAGAGAGAGACUUGCGAAGCCCCGUAAAAAAAGAAUCACACUGUGCGCACACACGAAAUAGCGGCCUUAAUCAUUCCCAGUAUCGUAUAGUCGCUGCGAACUCUUCUCAUGUACUUGUAAACUAUUAUACGUAUUCUGAAUCACUUAACAGAAGCGAGCUUAGAUGACGAGGUCCCGCGCGGUCGUCGUCGAGCUCGAAGCCCCUCGCCUUGCAGACCUUCUGUCGCUAGCCGAAGCUCUUCCGAUCACGAUCCACCAGGUGAUCGGUUUAAGCGGGUACGCAAUAACAACAACAACAAUAACAACAGCUACAAUAACACCACCACCACAGCAAGAUCCUAUUGACAUCCUGCUGACCGGAACGAGCAAACAAUUUUUUCACUCCCAUUCUCGAAGCCACGAUAAGACUUCACACGCGACAAAAGUCGUCGAUCAUAUCAACUGUUCCGAUUAAUUAAUCGCUCGGUCGGAAAUCUUACUUAGUAAUCGCCACGGACACGUGUCGAGUCGCGCGUGAAGAAACGACGCGUCGUUCUUUCGCGCGAGAAAGGGUUGAUUAAUCCUCCUCUGUAUCAAACUGCCUAUAUACGAACAAUAUACGUACACCCUCGGAAUACGGAUUACAUAUAAGAGUCAUAUACGCGUAUGUGUGUGCAUGUGUGUGUGUGUGUGUAUGUGUGUCGAGGAAAGAAUAUACGACGUUCCCCCUGUUGCUUUUCGCAUGUGAGACCAUCGUGAGAACUUACGUUGCAUUGCGCGAGGAUCGAUACAACGAAUGAAGGGGGUGAGGAUGGGCGAACGCCACCUUUUAGCGACUUAUGAUCACGAUCGCUUCAUUCCAUUCGCGGAGUUGCCAGUCGAGGGUUACGUCGCACGACCAAUCGAUUCAUUGGCCAAGACGCGAUUAAUUGUUCUCCUCACCGUCAGUCGGACGAUUGCUCGCAGAGUCUCCUAGCCGUGAUCUUGGCGACCCGAUUAUAUCACACGCCGAUAUUCUGAUCCGGACUGCGGACUGAGAUUUCUCUUUCGUCCGAAAUUACACGCGCGUCGGACAGAUAUUAUCGCCGUGAUUAUCCUUGAGAAGUCCGCACUCGCGCGAAUCAAUGAAAGAUUCAACAAUUAUGAAUCAUUCACCCGCCUAUCGCUGUAUCGAAACGGUUGCGGCUACGCUCUCGGAGCGCAUUAUAUCUUAGGGAGAGAAAAAAGAGAGAGAGAGAGAGAGAGAGAGAGAACAAAGAAAGCAAGCAAGAAAGAAAGAAAGAACGAAGGGAAGAAGACAGAGAGAAAACAGCGAGAGAAUUUAAUUCUAAUCCUAGCGAUUAAUUAUUUAACGAAAUCACCAAAGGCGUCGCGCCAAACGAGCGCGAGGAGGGGCGCGCGCGCCGUGUUGUGCCAACCGGAAAGGCCGCUGUGACGUCACAAUUAGAGAUAUCGUGUGUGAGUAUGUGUAAUUAAUACCGAAGAAGAAACAAACCAACAGCAGAAAAGAUACAUGGACUCGUGUGUGUGUGUGUGUGUGUGUGUAUACUACUCGUCGGUGUAUUUGUACAUAACAACGGGAAGCCCUCCCCCCCCCCCCCCGCUCCACCGCUCGACGUGAAUCCUCUCGUCCUUGUUUUCCGUCUCUCUACCGUCCCGUCGAGGACUAGACUUAGGAUCCUUUAGGACUGUCCCUCUAGACGAGCCCCGACGGACAAGCGCCGCUCGGGGAUGAAAGCUCGCGAUUGGAACCCUUGCGGCAAAUUAAGAGUUUCCCCUCCCCUCCGUCCCACACCUCCCUAUCACUCUCUAUCUCACUAUCUACCUGCCUGUCUCUGUAUCUUCGUCUGUCUCUUUUGAACACGCGGAAGGCAAUUGUACUCGCGCGUUUCUAAACCGAGAGAGAGAAAGAGAGAGAGAGAGAGAGAGAGAGAGAGAGAGAGAGAGAGAAAGGGCAGUAGGAAGUCCUAUGCGAUAUCGAUGAGGAUAAUUCUAAUUCAAUGCGGAACGACGACGUUCGUGUGUUCCACGAGCGAGAAACGGGCGAGAGUGAAACUCGAACGAGACGAACGGGGUUGCUCCGCGAACUUCGAACAUUUGUAUUUGUUUGUAGCGUGCGCGCUUUUGCGGAACGCGCGAACGGCAAUGGCUUAAUAAGGAACAUACGUGGCACGUGAUUAUAUGUUGUUUCCAAUAAAACAUUGUUGUUUUAUAUACUA
Harpegnathos saltator (Jerdon's jumping ant) is the source of this 11703-nucleotide messenger RNA. RefSeq names its product glutamate ionotropic receptor NMDA type subunit 2 (gene Nmdar2). Lineage: Eukaryota; Metazoa; Arthropoda; Insecta; Hymenoptera; Formicidae. Gene Ontology annotation, cellular component: membrane. The coding region runs from base 156 to 3554 and encodes 1132 amino acids. Gene Ontology annotation, molecular function: signaling receptor activity; ligand-gated monoatomic ion channel activity. Gene Ontology annotation, biological process: monoatomic ion transport. The record is from RefSeq and is a predicted model, not a curated record. The transcript is spliced from 18 exons.